UGCUUAGUUCUUGCCUCGAUGUCUUGGAGACAGCUGCGCUACCAUCCGCUUCGCUAUUUCCCCAAACUCUGUAAGUGGGCUAAACACCGAGUCGCCCAUCAGCGUAGGCUCUCCAACAAAUCAGUAGAAGUCUUCAGGACUAAGGAGACAUUGGAUCAUACAGUAGCGACAUAGGCUACAGCUCACUUGGGAUGGCUGUGCGUGUGCUCCUUUGUACAAGAGUACGUAUUUUCGUAUACUAAGUAAAAAGGGUCAGCGACAUUUACAAGUUGUCAAUUUCUGGAGUUUCAGCAGGAUUUCCCCCCCUCAUUUUCCCAUUUUGUUUUUCCUUCUUGUAUUGACUGCUGAUAGAUUGCUGCCACGCAAUGUCAAGAAUUGGAUUACACCCGAAAAUACUGCUGUUGCAGUUGUGUCUUCUCUCUACUUUUUUGUUUCAUACGCUUGCAUAUACGGAGGAACCCACUGAUAGAGCGGCGAAGUCGGAUGGAUAUUGCAGCAGAAUUUUAAGAGCACAGGGUACGAGAAGGGAAGGCUAUAACGAGUUUAGACUGAGAGUCGAGGGGGAUCCUGAAUUUUACCAACCUGGAAGCACCUACAGAGUGACUUUGUACACAUCCAGCCCUAAUUAUUUUCGAGGCUUCACGCUCAUUGCCUUGAAGGACGGAAAGGGUGGUGAAAGAGAUGAAGAUUAUGCUGGAAAUUUUCAGAUCAUUGAUGCAGAGGACACACAGUUUAUGGCCAACUGCCCCCCAGCCGUGACUGAGAGCACGCCAAGGAGAAGGACAAGGAUACAAGUGUUUUGGACAGCGCCCCCUUCUGGAAGUGGCUGUGUCAUUCUCAAGGCUAGCAUUGUGCAGAAGAGAACCAUUUAUUUCCAGGAUGAAGGCUCCCUCACUUACAGGAUGUGUGAGAAAGACCUGUUGUCCGGGGGGGGCACGCAGAAACCCCCGUCGCAGUGCUGUGCCUGUGGGACCGCGAAAUAUAGAGUCACGUUCUAUGGGAACUGGUCGGAGAAGUUCCACCCGAAAGACUACCCCAGGCGUGCCAACCAUUGGUCAGCCCUCAUUGGGGCUUCGCACUCGAGAGACUACAUCCUGUGGGAGUACGGGGGCUACGCCAGCGAGGGCGUGAAGCAGGUGGCUGAGCUGGGCUCUCCCGUUAAGAUGGAGGAAGAGAUUCGCCAGAAGGGGGAUGACGUCCUGACCGUGAUCAAAGCCAAGGCCCAGUGGCCUGCCUGGCAGCCCCUGAACAUACGGGCAGCACCCUCGGCGGAGUUCUCGGUGGACCGGACUCGUCACUACAUGUCCUUCCUCACCAUGCUGGGCCCCAGCCCCGACUGGAACGUGGGCCUUUCGGCCGAGGACCUCUGCACCAAGGAGUGUGGCUGGGUCCAGCACCUCUCCCAGGACCUGAUCCCCUGGGAUGCUGGCACUGACAGCGGGGUCACCUAUGAGUCUCCCAACAGGCCCACAAUUCCCCAGGAGAAGAUCCGGCCCCUCACCAGCUUGGACCACCCCCAGAGCCCUUUCUACGACCCUGAAGGUGGCCCCAUCGCAUCCAUCGCAAGGGUGGUGGUGGAGAGGAUUGCCAGAAAGGGCGAACAGUGCAAUAUCGUCCCUGAUAACGUGGAUGAUAUCGUGGCAGAUAUUGGCCAGGAGGAGAAGGAGGAAGACGACACCCCAGAAACCUGCAUCUACUCCAACUGGUCCCCCUGGUCGGCCUGCAGCUCUGCCACCUGUGACAAGGGCAAACGCAUGAGGCAGAGAAUGCUGAAGGCCCAGCUGGACCUCACCGUGCCCUGCCCUCACACCCAGGACUUCCAGCCCUGCAUGGGGCCUGGCUGCAGUGAGGAAGAGCCCUCUACCUGCAUGAUGUCGGAGUGGAUCACCUGGUCCCCCUGCAGCGCAACCUGUGGGAUGGGUAUGAGGUCUCGGGAGAGGUACAUUAAGCAGUUUCCGGAAGACGGCUCCAUCUGCUCCCUCCCCACUGAGGAGACAGAGAAAUGUGUCGUCAACGAAGACCGCUCCCCCAGCAGCUGCGUGGUGACAGAGUGGGGCGAGUGGGAUCUCUGCAGUGCCACGUGUGGCCUGGGCAUGAGGAGGCGUGAGCGCAUGGUGAAGAUGCCCCCACAGGACGGCUCCAUGUGCAAAGCAGAGGUGGUGGAGGUGGAGAAGUGCAUGAUGCCAGAGUGCCACACCAUCCCCUGCAUGCUGUCUCCCUGGCUGGAGUGGAGCGACUGCAGCGUGUCGUGUGGCGUGGGCAUGCGGACGCGGCAGAGGAUGCUGAAGUCGCCCGCCGGGCUGGGGGCCUGCGCCGAGGAGCUGGAGCAAGUGGAGAAGUGCAUGCUGCCCGAGUGCCCCACGGACUGCAUGGUGUCGGAGUGGUCGGAGUGGUCAGAGUGCAACAAGUCCUGCGGGAAGGGGCACACCAUCCGCACGCGGAUGAUCAAGCUGGAGCCACAGUUUGGGGGCGCCGCGUGCCCCGUCACCGUGCAGAGGAAGAAGUGCAAGACCCGCAAGUGCCCGCGGCAACCCAAGGACCCACGCGGGAAACGGAGGAGCAAAGACAGCCAGGACCAGCCAGCUGAGGAGGACCCUGGCUGUAAGAUGCGGCCCUGGUCAGACUGGACGGACUGCUCCAAGCCGUGCAGCGGGGGGGUCCAGGAGCGCUGGAUGACGGUGAAGAAGAGGCCGAAGGGCACGCGGGCAGCCAAGUGCAAGGACAGGAAGGAGAUCCGCGCCUGCAACGUGCACCCCUGCUAGUGGCAUGUUCCAGAAGG
Messenger RNA from Conger conger (European conger), 2779 nucleotides. Its product is annotated as spondin-1-like. Gene Ontology annotation, cellular component: extracellular matrix. The record is from RefSeq and is a predicted model, not a curated record. The transcript has 16 exons. NCBI's taxonomy places the organism in Eukaryota, Metazoa, Chordata, Actinopteri, Anguilliformes, Congridae. The coding region runs from base 366 to 2762 and encodes 798 amino acids. Gene Ontology annotation, biological process: cell adhesion.